Pristis pectinata (smalltooth sawfish) is the source of this 6345-nucleotide messenger RNA. RefSeq names its product seizure related 6 homolog b (gene sez6b). Gene Ontology annotation, biological process: regulation of dendrite development; synapse maturation. Gene Ontology annotation, cellular component: endoplasmic reticulum; dendritic shaft; neuronal cell body. The record is from RefSeq and is a predicted model, not a curated record. Lineage: Eukaryota; Metazoa; Chordata; Chondrichthyes; Rhinopristiformes; Pristidae.
AGCAGCGGCGACCCGCUCCCAGAGCAGCCCGAAUAACAGUCUCCCGCUCGCCCUGGUGCCUCUCGCAGGCUCGAUCAGCGUGUCUGCUCUGUCCUCUUCCCCCACUCCCACUCCGCCUCCCCACCCCCCUUCUCUCAACAAAGCCGUCUGUUCGAAUUAAGACAAAAAAAGAAAAUCUAACCACUUCUUUCGACGUCUCCGGUCUUGCUUCGAGGAGUGGAGGGCUCCGUCUCAAAUAGCUCGGAAAGAAGUUGGAAGAGCAGAUAGAAAGAAGCGACUCCCUGGCAACCUCUGGAAUGAAUAGAAGCGCGUUCUCUCGCUAUCGAUUAGAGAUGAAUGCGAUGUACUUGCUCCUAGCUUUUCUACUGAAGGUCCACGGUCGAGACUUGAAUGCCAUAAGUGGGAAAGGCACAAGUGAUGCCAAGGAGGGAUUUGGACAUAGCACCAUGGUGACCACCACUGAACCAGAGGACGAAUUUCACUAUGUUAGUACAACACUCAAUAUCAACAUCAACAACCAUCACCCAUUGCUGGAAGAAAUCAUUCAUGAAUCCUUGCUGAAGAAGAAUUUUCUUGGACAGGAACAGUUUUUUAACACAGGAAUGAGACUUGGGACUACCACGCCGGCUUCUCGAUCCCAGAAUCCUCAGCAUCCUCUGGUUAAUCAGAUAGCCACUGAUAAUACUCCAGUUUUUUCCGACAUCACCACGACAACCACCAUGACCUCGACAUCACCGAUGACAACACUGGGUAACGUGGCUGCUUUAGUGACAGAUCCUGCCCCCUUGGCUGACAAGGUUGUUGAAGUCCUUGCAGGGAAAACUCCAGCAAUGGUGCAGGCGACUGCCACCACAGACUCUCUAACGACAGCCAUUGUUAAGACAGCUACAUCUGAGAUGGUGGAAACUGCGUCCCAACAAAGUAAUACAGCAUUCAUUCAAACCGAGCCUGCCAGCUCCUCUGUUGCAACAGCAGCCCCUCAGAGCAAGUCGGAUAUCUCCCUGCACAUCAGUGACCAAAGGGCAACUACUGUGGUAACUAAUGACACUCCAACAGCCAUGGCUGUAACAACCCCAGGAACACAUCAAGUGCAAGGGCCCAGCACCGAGCAAACUGAUAGUCCUGCACCAGACCUGACUGUCACAUCAGCUGCUAAUGAGGCUGAUGAGGAAACCACGACGACAACCAUCAUUACAACCACCAUUAUUACAACUGUGCAGACACCAGUUCCUUGCAGUUUAAAUUUCACAGACUUUGAGGGUUAUGUGGAAUCUCCAGAAUACCCAAGUCAUCUGUUCUACAGCAACUUGGACUGCAUCUAUACCAUUACAGUCUACGCAGGAUAUGGAGUGGAACUACAAGUGAAAAACAUCAGCUUGUCUGAAGGAGAGAUGCUGACAAUUGAAGGACUUGAUGGAGAUGAACCACAGUUUCUUGCCAAUGAGUAUUUAAUGAAGGGGCAGGUGAUUCGCAGCCCAAGCAAUCAACUUUCUAUCCAUUUCCAAAGCAUUCAACUUAGAAAACCAGGCUCAUUCCAAUUCCAUUAUCAAGCUUAUCUGCUGAGUUGUGGAUUUCCCCAGAAACCUUCUUCAGGCGAUGUGUCCGUCACCAGCCUCCAUCCUGGCGGAGUGGCACAUUUCUACUGCAUUACUGGGUACCGGCUGCAAGGCUUAUCUUCCCUCACCUGUGUCAAUGGCAGCAAGCCUCACUGGAGUGACGCGGAGCCCCAGUGCGUUGCUACCUGCGGUGGAUUGAUUAGAAACGCAACCGUAGGUCGCAUCAUAUCGCCCAACUUCCCAGGUAACUACAGCAACAAUUUAACCUGUUAUUGGUUGAUUGAGGCUCCUGAAGGACAGAAGCUCCACCUGCACUUUGAGAAGGUUGCAUUGGCUGAAGAUGAUGACAGACUCAUCAUUCGGAAUGGGAACAAUAUUGAUGCUCCUACAGUUUAUGAUUCCUAUGAAGUGGAAUAUCUGCCAAUUGAAGGCAUUGUCAGUGAAUCUGAACAUUUCUUCAUUGAACUGACUACAGACAGCUCUGGUACAUCUACUGGACUGGCUUUAAGAUAUGAAGCCUUUGAACAGGGGCAUUGUUACGAACCCUUCAUUAAGUAUGGAAACUUCACAACGGGUGAUGCAUCGUACCAUGUGGGAACUGUGGCUGAAUUUUCGUGUGAUCCUGGAUACACCCUGGAACAGGGGUCGGUGAUUAUUGAAUGUGUGGAUAUUCGGGACCCACAGUGGAAUGAAACUGAGCCAGCCUGCAGAGAUCUGCAUCAUCUGCAGCUUUUUGUCUUGCUUAUCAAGAAAAAGGCUGGUCUCGCUAGUGAGAUCUUUUUGGCUGCAUGGGGAGACCACCAGUCAGAAGGACCAAAACCAAAGGAAAAAGAGAGAAAUGGUGGAGAAAUCGCAGAUGAAGUUGAAUCUGGCCAGAUCUGUCUGCAGUGGGAGAUUACAGACUCCUCUGGAGUUGUGCUAUCUCCCAAUUGGCCAGAAGGUUACGAUAAAGGUCAGGACUGCAUUUGGGGGAUUCACGUGGAGGAAGACAAGCGGAUCAUGUUGGAGCUCCAAGCGUUAAAUCUGGGAAAGAAUGAUGUUCUCACAUUUUAUGAUGGAGAUGAUCUAACAGCAAGAAUAUUGGGUCAAUACUCCGGGACCCACCAUCCCUUCAAGCUCUACACAACCAUGGCAGACGUUACCAUCCAGUUCCAAUCUGAUCCAGCGAGCAAUGUGUUCGGAUAUCAACAGGGAUUUGUCAUUCAUUUUGAAGAAGUUUCCAGAAAUGAUACCUGCCCAGAAGUGCCAGAAAUUCUUAAUGGCUGGAAAACGACUUCCCAUCCUGAAUUAAUCCAUGGGACUGUGGUGACGUACCAGUGCUACCCAGGGUUUGAACUCAUCGGGACAGAUAUCCUCAUGUGCCAGUGGGAUUUGUCAUGGAGUGGGGAUCCUCCAAGAUGUGAGAAGAUUAUAUUCUGCACCGACCCCAGUGGCAUCGAUCAUAGUCGCAGAAUUGUUUCAGAUCCGAAGUUUUCAAUCGGUUCCACAGUCCAAUACAUUUGCAACAAAGGGUACACCCUGGCCGGGAGCAGCAUACUGACGUGCUAUAACAGGCAGUCUGGGAAUCCUAAGUGGAGUGACAAGGUCCCAAAGUGUAUCCCGGAGGUAUUUGAACCUUGCCACAAUCCUGGGGAACCAGACAAUGGUUAUCAGACUACAGAGAAGAGGCUGUACCAAGCAGGGGAGAUCUUGAGGUUUGCCUGUUAUGAUGGCUAUGAGCUAGUAGGUGAAGCUAACAUCAAAUGCCUUCCAGGACACCCCUCAGAGUGGAGCAAUCCACCUCCAUUCUGCAAAGUUACUUAUGAUGAGUACUUCAAUGAACGAAGACUUGAAGUGGCCAAGGCAGCAGCAUCUGUGAACCAGAUGGAAGGAAGUAAGAUUGCCAUCGCAGUAUUUAUCCCCAUGAUUGUCGUGGCUCUGCUCAUUGGUGGAAUCUAUUUCUACUUCACAAAGUUCCAGGGAAAGUCAACAUUAAGGCUGCCACUGGCUGGUCCUCAUCCCUACAAUCACAUCACUGUGGAAUCAGCCUUUGACAAUCCCAUAUAUGAGACUGGAGAGGCACGGGAAUAUGAGGUUUCAAUUUAAAGAUGGACGAUUCUUGCUACAGAAAAGCCCCCUUGCCUUCUAGACACUUUCUCGUCACUUCUUGUCCUUCUGUCCCUCACCACUCUUAGAAAUCAGCUUUGCUUUCUGAAACCUAUCAUUGAACACAACCUUUCCGAAGCCUAGUUAUGAGAACAAUUUUUCUCUCCAACAAAGAAUAAAGACUAAAACGCACUUGCGUCUAUCAAUCUGCUUGUCCAGUGAGUUCAAGUUAAGUAAUAGGUGUACUUGUACAUUUCUGUGUGCAUUGUAGACACAGCCACAUAAUUAUUCUUCAAUGUUAAAGAAUGCCAUUCUAGUAGAUAAAAUCAAUCUAAAUUAUGAAGAUUUUACUAUGUAUUUAUUCACUUGUUUUAACAUGUAAAAUGUUAUAAGAUGUAAAAUGGUGAUAUUGAUGCAUUUUUAUCUUUCUUCCCAUGGUGCAUUAGAAGACCUGGACCUGAGGGACUAAAAUAGGCACAGCCAGGGAAAAUAAACCUAUUUCUCUAUUCUCAGUAGAAUCUGUGUUGGUGAAAAAAAGAAACAUUACAAUAAAAAAAAGUUUUGGUGGAACAUACAAAUACUCAACAUCAUAUGGUGGCCCACUAGCCCCUACUGAUAAAAUGCUCCAAUUUCCCUGAAACUACAGAGCUAACAUAUCCAGACACACUAAAAGAAUGUACUGAUUAUUGAAAGGCAUUGAAAUUAAUUAUUGUCUUCCUAUUGAACCUGAAUUAAGGAAGAGGACGAUGCUUUUUUCAGGUCAUAUUGCAUGAAUACUUUUUAAAAUAAUGUAAUUUGAUACAAACUCAAUAGGUCAUGCAUUUACAAUGUACUUAGUUAUCCAACAAUUAUUAUUUACAGGUUAUGGCAUGCACUUUAUCCUAAUAUAUCCCACUCACAUACAUGUAAACAUAUAUCACUUUUGCUUAUUAGUUUAUGAGUUUGAUUGUAUACUUUCUUCAUCUAUAUUCUCUUUUAUUCAUCUCCCCUCUUGCCAAUUAUCCUCUGUGUACUUAUCUCCUUGGGUCUUGUAGCUAUCUGCAGAAACACAAACAAUACUGCACCAUGCUGGUACAGAGUGUGGUGUGAGGAUACUGUAAUGGGGUCCCUCUACCCAGCUACCCUUCCUUCUUUUCCUUCAUCGAGACUACACCAUCAGCAACCUGCAACAUUACCCACUCCCCACCCUACCCAAAGGCCAGACACACUCAAAAUCGUAUCUAUUGUCAACCAUGAUGUCAAUCAUCUAUCCAUUGUGAUUUCUUCCCAUGCAGAACAGAUUAUCGUCCUGCCAUUACUACUACCCCCUCACAUCCCACAUCCAGAGAAUACUGAAAAGGAAAAAAUUCAAAGGUUUUAUCUAACCAUUCCUGCAAGUAAAGUGGAACUAAGCUUAGACAUUAAUGAGACUAAAACACAAUGAGCCAGUUCUCCCUCUUACAAAUAAAUUGUAUGAGUUAAGACACCAAACCACCUCCAAAAACACACAAACACUGCAAACAUGUCUUCUUUUUAUAAAAGAGUAUCAUAUCUGCAAUAAACAAUUUUUGCUGAAAAUGUAUGAUGUGCCUCUUAUACAACCGUGGUCAUGAUUUAAUGGACGGUGUUGCACUCAUAAGAGGUAUUUGCUGAUUUGACAAAACAAUGAUGUUUCUUAUUUCCCAGAUCCUGCUUGACUAUAACCUUGAGAAAACGAAUGUAGUAAUUACAAGUUUUAAUAGGCUGAGUGACUUUGUUUGAAUAAUGAAACACAAAAUGCAAUAACAAUUUGCAAUCUACAAGAAAGAGGACUAACACUUAAAUGGCAUGAACUGAUCAUUCUGCUAUAAGUUAUUGAAAGCUGUGCCUUCAUACACAUUGUGGUUCCGUUCUAAAAAAUAUUUCAACUCUUGUCAAAUCAUGUCACCUUCAACAAAUGAAAGUUGUUACUUGAGGGGUUUAAUCGAGUUGAAGCCUGGAAAAUCAUGAUCAGGCAACAGAAGAUUUCAGGCUAAUUGACCACUGCAAAUUGCCACUUGUAUUUUGGUGAGCGGUAGAAUCUGGGGGAGUUGAUGGGAAUGUGAGGAGGAUAAAAAUGGAUUAAUGUACGAUAAGUGUAAAUGGUGCUUGAUGGUCAGGCAGACUUGGAGAGCCGAAGAGCCCGCGUCCUUGUUGUGUGACUCUAUGAAUCUAAGAUGUUCAUGCAAUAUUCAAAAGAGGUAACAUUGUUCUGUAACAUCAUACAGCUGGAAUGUUUUCUGUUUGUGUCCAAGCAGCCAUUAGUAAUUUCAGAAGUAAAAACAAAAUUGUUUGAAAUACACAGUAGAAUUGUCAGCAUAAAAGAAACAAAAAGAUAGGUUCAUGAUUUGACUUUAGAUUCUGCUGAAAACCCAGUGCUGAGCUACCUUUAAAAUUUUCAGAUGCUGGUGGACUUCAAAUGGCCUAGAAAUUCUUUCAUAUGGCUUAGUGGUUCAGUGUGUGGCACAAAAGAUUUUAAUCAAAAUCCCAAACUUGCUGCACAUUUCCUGUAGGAUGCCAAAUUGGUUGAGGGUCUUACAUGUGUAUGAGGCAUCCAGGCGUUUACAGUAUCAUCAUACAGCACGCAACACACGAGAUGUCACUCACUUAAAAUUCGUCUGCAAAUGGCACAGGCUACUCAUUCAGAAGUUAUCCUUCACGAGAUAUUUGAAGUGUGCUUUUGCACUACUUGUAGGGUUGUUGGAGA